AUGCUGUUCCAGGACCACGAUGACCUCACGUACAUUGUGAUGCGUAACAUCUGCCUCGACGGAAGUCCCGCUGCUACUAAAUACGAUCUCAAGGGAGACCCCGACCGCACAAAGGCCAGCGACAUGACAGUUCUACGUGAUUCGGAGCUUCGCACGAACCAGCCGGAUGGCAUCCGGCUCAAGGAAGAGGAGCGCCAAGAAGUGGAGACGAUCCUGACCCAGGAUUUGGAUUUUUUGGAGCUUCGAGAUCUCGUGGACUACUCAUUAUUGCUGAUGCUCGACAACGUGCCGCUGGAGGACGGGACCAAGCCGCAAGCCGAGCCGAGCCUCAUCGGGACGACGGCUGAGGGCGAGAAACUGCUCCGGAUGGGGAUCAUCGACAUUGUGCAACGAAAAGUCGGCGGGGCGGCGAAGAAAUGGAAAGAACAGGUUCUGGGCGGCGUAUUCGGCUACGUUUUUCCGCGGAAUUGCCGACAAGUUCAAGAAACUGAGCGUGGAUGCCCCAGCAGCAGGGGCAAGUGCGACAAGAACACGGCCAACAAGCGGAACCAGAAGAAGUCGAAGAACCGCCCUGAGCCGCGUCCGAACCCCGCCCUCGAU
Molecule: messenger RNA, 600 nt
Organism: Mesorhabditis spiculigera
Lineage: Eukaryota; Metazoa; Nematoda; Chromadorea; Rhabditida; Rhabditidae
Source: the annotation of a GenBank genome assembly